AGAGUGUUUGUUUGAUUGAAGGAAGGACCUUGCCCAGUGUGUGAAGCCGCUCGCUGACUAAGAAAACACACUAAAGCACAUCAUGAUGCCUCAGCAGGUGCACAGACUGUUCCGUAAAUCUCAACUCAGUGUAUUCAGUGCUUUGAUCCUCCAUCAUGCUGUUGCCUUCCUUCUCCUAACACACCUUCAAGGAGGUCAGUCUCAGGCCAUUGGUCAACUUCAGCCAAUAGUGGCAAUAGUCGGUAAUGACAUCACUUUGCCAUGCCAUGUGAAAGCUGCCACGGAUGUCGUUAACGAGAUGCUGGAGUGGUCAAGACCUGACCUGAACCCGAGAUUUGUCCAUGUGAGGCGGUCUGGUGAAGACCAUUUGCGUGAUCAGAAUCCAGCCUACAAGGGAAGAACAUCAGUGUCCUCUGAUGGACUGAAAUAUGGAGAUGUUUCACUGAUGCUUUCCCACGUCAAAAUCUCUGAUGAGGGACAGUACAGAUGCUUCGUUCCAAGUAAAAACACAGAAUCUCAUCUUCACCUUGUUGCUGUAUCACAUUCUGUCGUGGAGAUAAUCAAAGUUAGCAAAGGAGUGUUACAGUGUGAGUCUGCAGGCUGGUAUCCAGAGCCUGAGGUGUUGUGGCUGGACGGUGAGGGAAAGCUCCUCUCUGCUGGACCUACAGAGACAGUCAGAGGUCCUGAUGACCUCUAUACUGUCAGCAGCAGAGUGACUGUGGAGAAGAGACACAGCAACAGCUUCACCUGUAGAGUCCAACAGAGGAACAUCAACCAGACCACAGAGACACACAUCCAGGUUCCAGAUGAUUUUAUCAUGGAAUCAUCUCACUCAACUGCUUCUACCAUCAUUGGAUUGGUUGUUGGCAUCAUGUUUAUUCUUGCAGUUCUCCUCGUUGCGUGGAAAUUGAGACAGAACACAAUCAAGAGUGGGAAAUAUUCUGUGGAUGAAGAAACUCAGAGAGUGGAUACAGGAUCAGCCUCAGAGCAGGAGAGUCUGAUAGAGGGAGAAACAGACAAAGAGAAGCUCACAACAGAGAACGGGACAAAACAGAAUCAGAACAAGAUGGAAAAAGAAAAUAACAUUGAAUGUUCAGUUGAAAAAACAGGACUUUCAUGUCAGGUAGAACAGGAAACACACCAAGAGAAGACAGAGGCAACAAAGCCUGUAUGUACUGCAACACCAGCUCAGGGUCUGCUGGAUGGAGAUGGACAACAACAGAUCAUGGCAGGAGGGCAGGCGAGGAAUGAUACUAACGAGGAAAAAAAUGAAGAGCAAACACAAACUACAAAUAAUAAUUCACCAGAUCAGACUGAUGAAGAAACACAACACAAUGAUCCCCCAGCAGGACAAGGGACAAAUAAUGAUUCAGAGAAGAGAGAGGAGCCCAAGAAAGAAGAGAGUAGUAACGGAGGAGAUGAAGCGGAGAACACAACAACUACAAAAGAAAACACAGCAUCUCUGUCUCCGGGGAAUGGACAAACAAAUCGGCUCCCAGAAGCUCCUGCACAUAGUGAUUUGAACAAGAAAGAUGCAGACAAAGACACAAACUCUACAAAUAACGAAACAGAGGGUGAGUGUUCAGCUGAUAAAGACCCAAAGCAAAGUCAUCCUACAGCAGUAGGAGAAACCAAUAAUGAUUUGAAGGACACAAAAGAAAAAGUCACUCCAGGCCCAGCAAAGAGUGAAACCCACCAAGAACAACCAGACGAAAAUGGGGACAAGAAAAAUCAAGAAGAGGGUCCAAACUCACUUGAUACAGAAAAACAAGUCAAGGUUCAGAUGGAUGGAGAUGAACAGGAGGUCAGGGCAGAAAAAGAAGCAAACAGUGACACAGACAAGCAAGAAAAUAGAGAGCAAACUGCGAAUACCAAUCCAGCAGAUCAGAUUCCAACUGAUGAAGCAACACAACACAAGGAUCUCCCAGCAUGAGGAGGGAAAAAGAAUGAGGGGGAGACUGAGAAAAAACUUAUAACUGAGGAAAAGAACACUCCACGUCAAGCAGGGGAAGAGAGACACCAAGUACAGAACAGUAACAGAGGAGAUGAAGUGGAGGACACAACAAAACUCACAAAAAACAAAACAGAUGGUGAAGGUCCAACUGAUGAAGAACCAAAAACAAAGUCAUUCGACAGCAACUGAUGAAGCGACAGCAGCAGGAGGAGGGACAGAGAAUGAUUCAGAGAAGACAGAAAACGAUGAGAACAAUCUUAUAGAAAAAGAAACUCAGGGUCCAGCAGAGGGAGAACGACCCAAAGGACAGAAUCAUAACAGGGGAGAAGGAGGGGAGGACACAACACAUGUAAAAGUAAACACUGAUGGACAAACAGGUCAGCCCUCAGAAGCAGAGGUACAGAAUAAUUUGAACCAGAAAAAUGGAGGUAAGGACACAAAAUCUACAAACAGCAAAACAGCCGAUCAGGCUCCAACUGAGGGAAAACCAAAACAAGAUGAACCACAGGCAGCAGGAGGGAGAAAACCUGAGGAAGAGACUGACAUGAUGAUUAAAAAAACAGAACCUUCCUGUCCACCAAACAGAGAAACGCAUGCCCAGCAGCAAACUGAAGUUCAGCCAGAAAACAAUCCCAACGGCAGAGACAGAGAGAAGGAUACGCCAACCAUAGAAGAAGACUCAAGCACUCCGUCAGUUAAGGAUGAAAUAAGAAAACCAGACCAGCCGCCAGCAGGAGAUGUACAGAGUGAUGUGAGGAAGAUACAAGAAGAGAGUGACAAAACAGGACCCCCAUGUCAAAUGGAGCAAGAAACAUGAAAAACAGCUCAUUAACGGACAGCCAGUACUGGACAGCCAGUACAGCAGGUGAUGGGUGAUAGAGAGGAAGAAACAAGUUCAGGAGCAAAAAAAAAAAAAAAAAUCAUAAAGAACAGAUGGACCAACUUAAACUGCAGCUGUAGAAGGUCAGGAGUCAGUGAGAGGACAAUAAGAAGACAUUUCAGCAAGAGAAGGUGGAUGAAGACAAGAUGGACCUAAAAACACAGGAGGUUGUCUUUGAAUUGACCAGUUUAUUCAGCAACAGAUACAUCCUGCAUUUUAUCUGACCCAGGCAAUAAUGAAAUUAGGCCAAUGACCUCAGCUGAGGAUCAUCUGAAGUUGGCCUCUCCCUAAUAGACACUUGUCUAUCAACUUUACCUCCUCAGUUGCUCUUCCUGAGGUUUCUACCGUUUUUUUCACCCGUGAAAGGGUUUUUUUUGGGGAGUUUUUCCUUAUCCGCUGCGAGGGUCAUAAGGACAGAGGAAUGUCGUAUGCUGUAAAGCCCUGUGAGGCAAAUUGUGAUUUGUGAUAUUGGACUUUAUAAAUAAAAUUGAUUGAUUGAUUGAUUGAUUGAUUGAUUAAAAAAAAGGAUUAAUAACAAACAAGUUUUGUAGAAUUUAAAUGUCGAAAUUUUCACCUUUCUUCAAACUAAAUUAAAUCAGUUGAUUUUUUCCCACAUUUUUGAAUGUUUGUUUUAUGGUAUAUUUUUUCCUUUUCUGUCAUACUAACAUUCCUGAACUGUUCUUUAAGAUGUUUUUUUUUAUUAUUUUCUAUUAAUUUAUGAUUCUUUUCUGCCAUUAUCUGCCAGUGAAUACUCGUCUGUACAAUAUAUCCUUCAUGAAAUAAACCAAAAGAUCCCUGUC
Epinephelus lanceolatus (giant grouper) is the source of this 3634-nucleotide messenger RNA. RefSeq lists its product as uncharacterized. NCBI's taxonomy places the organism in Eukaryota, Metazoa, Chordata, Actinopteri, Perciformes, Serranidae. Gene Ontology annotation, biological process: regulation of cytokine production; T cell receptor signaling pathway. Gene Ontology annotation, molecular function: signaling receptor binding. Gene Ontology annotation, cellular component: external side of plasma membrane. The record is from RefSeq and is a predicted model, not a curated record.